CCCGGAAGUCUGAACGUAAACACCAGCCAGAAGUGAAACGGAACCCCGAAGUCUGCUGUCCAUAUUGGACUGUAGACACUUAAUAAUUUUCAUCAAUAAGGUGCAUGAGGAGUUUGCUGGAAAUCUGAAGCAAGAUGAAUGUUGCGAUACGCCAAUGGUACGCAUCGUACUAUGUGAGCCCGUUGCGGAAGUGGGUGUAUGGGCAGUUGUCUGUGUUUGCGGAUGGCGUGGCGUUUCAUGAUGGGUCGAAGAAGCCAGCACUUACAGGGGAUCUAGUCAUCAAGUUUGGCAAGAUUGCUUUGAUGAAGAAGGCUUCAUCUUCCUUUAUCUUUGGUGCGAUAACUAUCGUGGACAAUAAGGGACACACACACUGGUUUUCUUCAUUUCAAGACCGGUCAUCCGUCUUCUUGGCCAUAAAUCAUUUUUUUCUAAGUGCUGCCAUGGCUUCUGAGUCUUCCAAGGUCAAGGGUAUCCCUGAAGGUCAAAGGACGAAACUUGGAACUGAUCUUCUGAGGAUUGUAACAGACUCCGAACAGACUCUGGAGCAUGCAACAACUCGCCUCUCUCAACAAGGGGAACAGAUUGACAAUUCCAUAGCAACCAUGAAUGACCUUCAUAAUGACCUUGACAUUGCGGCCAAUUUCGUCUCUGGCCUCGAGGCUUGGGUCGGACGAUGGCAGAUGCCCAAGAAGUAUAUCCAUGUUGAUCCGAUUGUUUUAAAAGGCAAUGAUGUUCCUCAGGUCUUCGACUAUGAAAUGUUGUAUUCAAUGAUUGACAGUAAAAAAUUUCAUCCUCAAAAAGACGGAGUGAUAAGGAUAUCCAGUGACGGUGUCACAAUCCUGAAUCUUGCACAGAAGGUCCUUCAGCAUUUCUCUUGGUCGAUCAUAUCAACUAUAAGAGUUGUCAGCCCUUGGGAGCUGCUUGUUACGCAGAAUUUCAUUGGUUCUCCAGAUUUGAGCUAUUCCAUUGUCUGUUCCAACCUGAUCCACAUUUUGAGGAAAAUAGAGUUAUUUGCCCCUGGCAGGCGGAAACUUGAUUAUGACGUGACGGUUCAGCAUCGUCUUCAACAACAUGACCCAUCCCCAGCAUCAAGGAGUGCCCCAACAUCGUCGGCCGCAGUCUCAGACAAGACGUCCGACAAGAGCUCCACUGACACUAAAUCAAACACUACCAGCAAGAAAUAUGAUUUGUCUGGACUGGUGGACGAUGUGGAUGUCCAGGAUGACGACCAGUCACAGGCCUCCAUGUACAAAGAGGUGAUCACUGACCAAGAAGUUGACCAGUUGACCGCGACCUUGAGCAAUCUGAAAUCAAUGGCUCUUGCCGUCCAGCAUGAGGAGGACAUUCAGAGCGAGAAGCUGGACGUUCUGAAGGGGUCUGUGGACAGGGCCAAUGAUCGUCUGUCCGCAACCACGAAGAGGACAAACAAACUUCUGUGAAUGAGAAUACAAGGGUUAGAUGAUGGAGAUACAGAGUGACAGUGAUUUUCUUCCCAGUGUUUUAUAUUCUGUAUGGUGAUGGAAGAAUGUGAAUUCUGUAAGGUGAUGGUCGAAGGUGAAGGUCGUUGUAUUGAUAUUAGAGCUGGACAGUGAUUAAUUUGAAUCAGAAUCAUCAGAUUUUUGUGUAUAUGUUGACAUUAGUGGGUUUCAAGGACAAAUAUCCUGAUGUGAAACAUGAGCAAGACAUGAUGUCAUAUGUAACCUGUGGCCGUUGAUGAAGAUUACAAAUAUUGUUUAGAAAUUGAAAUUAUUAAAAAAAAUUCUGAAUGUAGAUUUGAAAAUGAAAGUCCCUCCUACAAGAAAACUAUUUACACAUAGGACUUGCGAAAAGUAUACUUUCAAUCAAAGAUAGCAAUUUGUUAUUUAUAAAAAAAUCAUAACAUUUUUAGUCAACUUAGUUGUCACGACUUAACAAAUAUAUUAGAGCUGCCUGUUCUGAUGAGCUAUGUUGUUUUAUCAUCAUUUGCAACAUGUGGGAUUCCAAGUAACAAUAUAGGUCCCCAGUAACCUAUACUUGUAUGCCCAUGGGGAUUCUGUGUAAGAAUAUAGGUCCACAGUAACCUAUACUUGUAUGCCCAUGGGGAUUCCGGGUAAGAAUAUAGGUCCACAGUAACCUAUACUUGUCUCCCCAUGGGAAUUCAGUGUAAGAAUAUAGGUCCACAGUAACCUAUACUUGUCUCCCCAUGGGAAUUCAGUGUAAGAAAAUAGGUCAACAGUAACCUAUACUUGUCGUAAGUGGCACCUAACUAUUGGGCUGUCAGAUUCGCUGAAUCGGUUGAUGCAUGUCAAUGUAUUCCAACUGCAUGGAUCAAUAUUCAUGAUACCAAUCACUGGAUUGUCUUGUCCAAUGUUAUGAUGGAUGACAGAUAAUGAUUAAUGGUGACUCUAAUUACACAAAAUGUUUUUGUUUGAAACCAAGCACUUAUUACACCAAGGGUAGCAGAUCGCAGACAAAGCCAUGGAGGUCGGCCAACAUUUUUUCUUAAAUCUUUCGGGGCGGUUGGGUAGCCAAGUGGUUAAAACGUUCACUCGUCAGGCUGAAGACCUGGGUUCAAUUCCCAAAAUGGGUACAAUGUGUCAAGCCCAUUUCUGGUGUCCCCUGUAGUGAUAUUGCUGGAAUAUUGCUAAAAUUGGUGUAAAACCAUACUCACUCAAUCUUUCCAUUCUAGUUCACAUGGUCUUCAUUGGUGAUUGAUUCCCAUUAAAAUAGGGAGUCUUGUGUACAGUGUGAUUUGAGUACACAUUACUGAUGGAUAUUUCUAGUCAGCCUGUCAUUAGCUGUUAUUUAUAGUGCAGAUAUUGCCAUAUCCUUAUCCAGUCAGAACUCAGUGAGAACCCUGUCAGAUAGAUCCCCACAUUCUAUUUCGCAAGUGUGACUAAAUGUGGGCAGGCGACUUGGUUGAUUGCACGUGUCAUUGUUUGUUGUUUGACGCCACUCACCUAUAUUCCAGCUAUAUGAUGGCCCUCUGUAAGUCUGGACCAGACAAACCAGUGAUUGAUGUCAUGAGCAUUGAUGUGCACAAGUGGAUGAAAUGCAUCAACCGUGUCCUGAAGACAAAUUAUAACAUGGGUCUUUGUGGUGGUUGCAUGUAUCAUACUGUGAUGGGAUGUUGGUCAGCCUCUCAAUCACUGGUUUCUCUGCCCAAGACACAACUACUUACAGCUAUGUUAUUGUGAGAAUAUCUGUCAGUCAACUAGAAACUGAUUCAGAAUACGUAUCUCCACAGUUUCUUUUCAGAAUAUACAGUGUGUUCAUUUAUGCUUCUUACAAUUGAUUUAUCUUCAUUGUUUUCAUCUGAAUAAUCACAUUUUUUGUGAUAUUCUGACUGGAGAGCGAUGUUCAUUCCAGAUGUUGUGAUUAAGAAAAUAUUUUGCUGUUUGUUAUAAUGAACAUUGAAUAAACACAAUUGUUUGUCACAAACAGAGGAUUGGCAGAAAGAUGGAGUACCUUCAGAGAGUAGUAUACCAAUGUAUGUCAAAUUUAAAUGUGAUUAAAGCUUUAAACCAAUA
Molecule: messenger RNA, 3509 nt
Organism: Haliotis rufescens (red abalone)
Lineage: Eukaryota; Metazoa; Mollusca; Gastropoda; Lepetellida; Haliotidae
Product: synaptosomal-associated protein 47-like
Exons: 3
Coding region: 135-1439 (434 amino acids)
Biological process (GO): exocytosis; synaptic vesicle priming; synaptic vesicle fusion to presynaptic active zone membrane
Cellular component (GO): SNARE complex; plasma membrane
Molecular function (GO): SNAP receptor activity; syntaxin binding
Source: RefSeq, a predicted model, not a curated record